CUGGUUGGUCGGUCAGUUGGUCGGUGGGUCAGUGGCCUGCAGCUCGGUUCUCGCCUCUCAUGUUCGGAGGUGGGAGGGACACGGGAGCGGCCCGCACACCUGAUCCGCCCGGACAGGAGCCCUGCACCCAGGAGAAGGAGGAGACUGAGGGGCAAGGAGUCAUGGCUUCCGAUGCCAGCCACGCGCUGGAAGCCGCUCUGGAGCAAAUGGACGGGAUCAUUGCAGGCACUCAGACAAGUGCAGAUACCAAUGACGGUGGCUGUGAGCCUGCGCGAGCCUCUCCGGCCUCCCACACAAACCCCUUUCCAGUGCUCCAUCUCGUUGAGGACUUGAAACUGGCCCUGGAGAUGCUGGAGCAACCCCAGGAGAGAGCAGCCCUCCUGAGCCAGAUCCCGGGUCCCACAGCUGCCUACAUAAAAGAGAGCUUGUCCCAGGUAAAUCACCAAGGUGCUGCUAAUAAUGAAACGUACCAGGAACGCUUGGCACGUCUAGAAGGAGAUAAGGAGUCCCUCAUUUUACAGGUGAGUGUCCUCACAGACCAAGUAGAAGCCCAAGGAGAGAAGAUCCAUGACCUGGAAGUGUGUCUGGAAGGACACCAGGUGAAACUCAAUGCUGCUGAAGAGAUGCUUCAGCAGGAGCUGCUAAGCCGCACAUCUCUUGAGACCCAGAAGCUCGAUCUGAUGACUGAAGUUUCUGAGCUGAAGCUCAAGCUGGUUGGCAUGGAGAAGGAGCAGAGAGAGCAGGAGGAGAAGCAGAGAAAAGCAGAGGAGUUACUGCAAGAGCUCAGGCACCUCAAAAUCAAGGUGGAAGAAUUGGAGAAUGAACGGAAUCAGUAUGAAUGGAAGCUGAAGGCCACUAAGGCUGAGGUGGCCCAGCUGCAAGAGCAGGUGGCCCUGAAGGCUGCCGAAAUCGAGCGUCUGCACAGCCAGCUCUCCCAGACUGCGGCCCUCCACAGUGACCAUGCAGAGAAAGACCAAGAAAUUCAACGUCUGAAAAUGGGGAUGGAAACUUUGCUUGUUGCCAAUGAAGAUAAGGACCGUCGGAUAGAGGAGCUCACGGGGCUGCUAAACCAGUACCGAAGGGCGAAGGAGAUGAUGAUGGCAACACAAGGGCCUUCGGAAAGAACUCUUUUAAUCAAUGAAGAAGAACUCGAGGGAAGUUUCAGAAAGUGGAACAGUGCGAAUAAAGGCCCUGAAGAAUUCUUUAAACCAGAGAUGCCUCCAAGAUGUAGCUCUCCCACCGUGGGGCCGCCUCCACUACCACAGAAAUCACUGGAAACCAGAGCUCAGAAAAAACUCUCAUGUAGCCUAGAAGACCUAAGAAGUGAACCUGUGGACAAGUGUGUCAACGGGAACCAGCUCUCCCCUGGGGUGGAAGCCAAGGACAACCCUUUCCUGGUGGAGCACAAAUACCCCACGUUACCUGGGAAGCUUUCAGGAGCAACGCCCAAUGGAGAGGCUGCCAAGUCGACUGCCACUGCCUCGAAGCCCGACCCCGCAGGGAGCAGCCCGCUGCGGCUGAGAGACACAGAAAGUGGUUGGGAUGACCCCGCCGUGGCCAACGAUCUCUCAUCCACGUCCUCGGGCACUGACUCAAGCCCCCAGUCUCCCCUGACCCCAGAUGGUAAACGGAGCCCCAAAGGCAUCAGGAAGUUCUGGGGAAAGAUCCGAAGAACUCAGUCCGGGAACUUCAACACUGACACCCCAGGGAUGGCGGAGUUUCGACGAGGUGGGCUCCGGGCAACUGCAGGGCCAAGGCUCUCUAGGACCAGAGACCCCAAGGGUCAGAAAUGUGACGCCGGCGCCCCCUUUGCCCAAUGGAGCACAGAGCGCGUGUGCGCGUGGCUGGAGGACUUCGGCCUGGGCCAGUACGUGAUCUUCGCUCGGCAGUGGGUGACUUCUGGCCACACUUUACUGUCAGCUACCCCUCAGGACAUGGAAAAGGAGUUGGGGAUUAAGCAGCCUCUGCACAGGAAGAAGCUGAUUUUGGCCGUGAAAGCCAUCAAUACCAAGCAGGAGGAGAAGUCGGCCCUGCUGGACCACAUCUGGGUGACACGUUGGCUUGACGAUAUUGGCUUACCACAAUACAAAGACCAGUUCCAUGAGUCCAGAGUCGAUGGGCGAAUGCUACAGUACCUAACUGUGAAUGAUCUCCUCUUCCUAAAAGUCACCAGCCAACUGCAUCAUCUCAGCAUCAAAUGUGCCAUUCAUGUGCUUCACGUCAACAAGUUCAACCCCCACUGCCUGCACCGGCGGCCAGCUGACGAGAGUAACCUUUCUCCUUCAGAAGUUGUGCAGUGGUCCAACCACAGGGUGAUGGAGUGGUUGCGAUCCGUGGACCUGGCAGAGUACGCACCCAACCUUCGUGGGAGUGGUGUCCAUGGAGGCCUCAUCAUCCUGGAGCCACGCUUCACUGGGGACACCCUGGCUAUGCUUCUCAAUAUUCCACCACAAAAGACGCUCCUCAGACGCCACCUGACCACCAAAUUCAAUGCCCUGAUUGGUCCCGAGGCUGAGCAGGAAAAACGAGAGAAAAUGGCCUCACCAGCGUACACACCACUGACCACCACAGCCAAAGUCCGGCCAAGGAAACUAGGAUUUUCGCAUUUUGGCAACAUAAGAAAAAAGAAAUUCGAUGAGUCGACGGACUACAUUUGCCCCAUGGAGCCCACUGACGGUGCUGGUGACAGUCAGAGGGCCUACAGUGGCUACCGGGGCCUCAGCCCCCUCGAUGGCCCUGAACUGGAUGGGCUGGACCAGAUGGCCCCUUCGGAAGGCGCUGUGACGCAGAUAGGGCUCCUCUCCCAAGACAUUCACCGCCUCACGACUCUGCUGAGCCAGGACCAGCUACUGAACGACUCUCGCCUGCCUGCUCCCAGCUCUGAGGACUGGAGAUGACGUGCUUCGUGGCCGAGAGCCCAGAGAGGCACGCAUAGGGGUCUCAAGUCUUUGCGUCAAGGGGGAGCUGGCAUGGCCACCUGCAAAGCCCAGCCAGGCUAGCAGGACACCUGGGACGUGCCUACCGACAGGAGCAAGCAGAGCGGUGAACAGAUGUCCGGGAGGUGGUCCUGGGGGCCCUGUGUUUUCAGCCGUGCUGUGCUCUUCACUGUAGCUUUUAUACCUUUUGUACUUUUAUACGUGGACUGCACCCCACUUCUGUGGGGAGGCCGGUGAGAUGUCAGCACAGACUCAAUGGCUCAUGCUCUUACUGGUGACUUUGGGAGGUUCUUAACACC
Molecule: messenger RNA, 3235 nt
Organism: Neogale vison (American mink)
Lineage: Eukaryota; Metazoa; Chordata; Mammalia; Carnivora; Mustelidae
Gene: PPFIBP2
Product: PPFIA binding protein 2
Exons: 26
Coding region: 60-2897 (945 amino acids)
Biological process (GO): neuromuscular junction development
Cellular component (GO): presynaptic active zone
Molecular function (GO): protein binding
Source: RefSeq, a predicted model, not a curated record